Molecule: messenger RNA, 1898 nt
Organism: Ilyonectria robusta
Lineage: Eukaryota; Fungi; Ascomycota; Sordariomycetes; Hypocreales; Nectriaceae
Product: 26S proteasome subunit RPN7-domain-containing protein
Exons: 5
Coding region: 234-1610 (458 amino acids)
Cellular component (GO): COP9 signalosome
Molecular function (GO): protein binding
Source: RefSeq, a predicted model, not a curated record
CUCACUGUCUCAUUGUGCGUGAGAAAGCGCCUCGAUCCUAGAAGCGCCUUACCCUAGAGCGCUGCGGCGCUUGUUCCCCACCUCAGGUAACCGCCAACUGCCCCACCACAGCCUGCCCGCCGCGCGCCGCCCGCACCUCCACCUGCUCCGGCCCCAAACGACCAGCUCUGGAAGCUCCUCCGCAUCGAGAACGCUGAGCUCAGUGUGUUCUGCGCUUCGAACCCGCUUACGCCAUGGCCGAUUCCGGCGCGUUGUUGGGUUUCUUUACCCAAAUGAACAACAUGGGCGGCGUCAUCGUCAAAGAUCAGCCUAAGCUCGACCUCGAUCUAUACCUCCAGAACUACACCGGUCGGACGAGAUUCGAUCGCCUCAUCUUCAUCGGAAAGUGCUCGGUACCGCUAUGUGUCGAUGCCCUCAAGGGCGCCAUAGUGGAGGCCAAGGCCGGAUCGGACGUGACACGAUACACAGAAGCAUGGGAUUACAUUCGUAUGGCGGCGCCAAACGAGCCCGAGGCCCAGAAAGAUGAUGGGUGGGUAGAAAACACUGAGCGUGCAAACAAGGCAGAAACCGCACGCCUCGAGACUGAGCUGAAAGGAUACAAGAACAAUCUAAUCAAGGAAAGCAUCCGGAUGGGUCAUGAAGACCUCGGUCGUCAUUUCGAGAAGAUCGGUUCCCUUAACGAUGCUGCGGAAGCAUACAGCAGGAUGCGUCAAGACGUGAGCACUGCCAAGCACAUCGUCGACUGCGGGAUGCAUCUCGUCAGCGUCUCCCUCCAGCGUCGCGACUGGUCUAUGGCCCUUUCCAACCUCGGAAAGAUCACCGGCGUCCAAAUGAACGACGAGGAUAAGUCCCUUCAGGUUUACACCAAGAUCGUUUCGGGAAUUGCCCUCCUGGGUCUCAACCACUACCAAGAAGCUGCAAAGAGCUUCCUCCAGGCCGACUUCAGCGUGCCCUCGUCAACGUACAGCCACAUCGCAAGCCCCAACGACAUCGCCGUCUACGGAGGGCUGCUAGCCCUGGCCACCAUGGACCGAAAGGAUCUACAGACUCGUGUGCUAGACAACCAGUCUUUCCGGACGUUCUUGGAGCAUGAGUCCCAUAUCCGAAAGGCAAUCAGCCUCUUCGUCAACGGCCGAUACUCGAGUUGCUUGUCGAUCCUUGAGUCAGUUCGCACCGAUUAUAUGCUGGAUAUCCACCUGCAGCGACACGUCCCCGCCAUAUACGCGCAGAUCCGCAGCAAAUCUAUUGUCCAGUAUUUCGUACCCUUCUCAUGUGUCACCAUUGACACCAUGAACGAGGCUUUUGCCCAGAAGGAAGACACUAUCGAACAAGAACUCGUGGACAUGAUUCGCGAGGGCACUCUUAAGGCUCGAUUGGACGGCAAGAACAAGUUGGUUAUUGCCGUCGUUCCAGACCCUCGUCUUGAGAUGCAGAAGGAGGCUCUGGAGGUUGCGCGUCAGUACGAGCAGGAAGCCAGAGAGAGACUCCGCCGUAUGAGUCUCAUGGCUGCCGGCCUCGAAGUGGCCGGACAGAAAAAGCAGGGUGCCAGGGUAACUGAGGAGUGGUUCGACGACAAGUCUCUCCCCAGUGGAGUUGAGGCUCAAAACUGACCGUCUCCUCUUUGACCAAAUCGAGUGGAGGAUGAAUUAUCCGCGGAGCCAUGCCUAUUUGACAACAACCACCGUUGUUUGGCGGAUUAUUUUGGGGAGGAUGGAGCGAGAAGAGGCCAUUUAACGACGAUACCGAAUCAGAGUUGAGAAUGCAUACAUCACGGCCCAGGCGUUCAGGGUCCCGGUUACUACGGCACGUCAAAUGACGUACCUUGCAAGAUUAGAUCAGGCGCAAAGGGGCAUAGUUUACACAGACCAAUCACGAACCUGUUAUUCCCGGGGAGAGAG